CCAGUGUAUUUGGGAGUAUUUUCUGAUGAUCACGUUUCUCCCUUGAUCCCCGCUUGCUGUUUUUGACUUUUCCUCCGUCACCUGCUUUUUUACUCCAAAAGACACACCAAGCUCGGGGCAGAAAUAACUUGGGUUUUGGGCCUUGGGGACAGUAGCAAAAUGCUACAUCAAUGAAACCCUAUUCAAAAUCAAGUGUUUGGGGAGAAAAAUAAAAGCGUAUCCUUUUGAUUCUUACCUUUGCGUGCACACAAAGGUUGGAAAGUUCUUGCUGCGAAUGGAGGAAGGAUCAAAUUGCAGGUACUUUAAUUUGUGGUUUUAGUGCUGAUAAUAAACAAACACAGCUGCAGACCAGGGCUGUGUAUGUAUUUUAAUUAAAUACAGAAGCUCUUUGUUAGCGGAGCUGCAACUGUUGACUUCAAAGGCUUUUUGGCACAGACACGGCAGGUUUUUCUGUUUUGCAUUGUUGGGUUCUCGUUGGGGGUCUCUUUAGUAUUUUUUUUGCAAAUGUGAAUAACGAUGUAAAUACCUCCCGUGGGACCAGUUUUGCCUCGCUGAGGAGAGACCUGAGUCUGUUCACGGUUUGCCGUGGAAAAAGCUGUACCCGGGUAAGGUUAAAAAUCCAAAGAAUUUAGAAAAAACAGUUUGCAAGAACAACAUAGACAAAUAUGCACUUGUGGGAGGUUUUGAGAAGCGAUAAUUCAGAGUGGACGUGGGCAGGGAUGUGGAAAAAGACAGAAAGGAGCUUUGAGGAAAGGAAUUUGGAAAAAUAAGUGCUGUGCUGAGCAGCGCUGAGGUUUUGGGGGGGGAUUACGAGUUCUUUUUGUCUUUUUAUUUUAGUGAGCAGAGGAGCAUCCUGGCAAAUCCCCGGGCUGGAGAAGGACCUGGCUGGUCCCUGCUGCGGUCUCAGGAUCUUCUUGACGCAGCUCAACUUGGUGGCGGUGGAGUUGAGGGACACGCUCGUCCCCGGAGGGUCUUUUUGUCCCCUCCUCUGCGGCACCAGGCAUGGCAGAAGCUCCUCAUGACGCAGGUGAAGACUUGACUGCCGUAACGAUGCUGUCGCAGCGGAGAGUGAAGGAAGAAGGGACCAGUCUCAGCCUCAAGUGCAUUAAAGAUAAAAAGGUCCCCAUCGGAGUCACCCUGGUGGUAGCAGUGUUGCUUCUCGCCGUCAUUGCCCUGGCGGCUAAAAAAUGCCCGUCUUGUCCAUCCUGCCCCUCUCCCGUCCCUUCCAGCUGCCUGGAAAACGGGAUCGGGUAUGGGGAGAAGUGCUUUUACUUUGUGGAGAAUGAAGCGGAUUGGAACAGCAGUGAGAUCUCUUGCCUUGCUCUCGGAGCCCAUUUGGCCACCAUCGACACUGGGAAGGAGCUGGAUUUCUUCCUGCGCUAUGGGCGUUCCAUGCACUACUGGGUCGGUCUCCACAGGGACGGUUUUGGACCUUGGAAGUGGCUCAACGGGUCUCUCUACAACAACUCGUUCGAAGUUCGAGGCAAGGGACAAUGUGCCUACGUCAAUCACGACGGGAUCAGCAGCGACUGGUGCUCCCAGAUGAAAUACUCCAUCUGCAGCCACCUGCAAAAGCGUCCCGGCAGGAGCCAGAAGGAUUCAGAAUUCCUCAGUUUCACCUGCAAGGGGGUGCUGCAGAUGUGGGAGUGCAGCUCGCCCCUCCGAAUCGCCGCACAAGCGUCCGCCUCCUUGGGACCCAUCACCGGAGACCUAGAGCACGAAAUCUUCCACCUUCAUCCUACGUUGGCACCGUUGCCCGGUCUGGUAGCACCUUUCCGUGGUGUAAAUCAAAACUGGGUGAGCCCUCGUCAGGAAGCUCCAUGUGAGCCAGUAGAAGUCCCAGGUGGAUUUGAGGAGCUGGAAGGAGACAGGUCCAUGGCCAAGACGCUGGAGUGGGAAGAUCCCCCUCGUGGGUGGGUUUCCAUCGCCGUGUGGGUGGUGCUGGUCCUACUGGUGGCCUUGACUGCAAUUAAAACGUUCUUCCCCCCAGAAGUUCUGCAAAGAUUUCCCACCUCCGGGAGGCUGAGGCCCGACAGCCCUCAUGACACCUCUGAAACUCGGCAGGCGAGGCCCCGGUGGAGGCGAAACCCCCCCAAAAUGAAGGAAACGAGGGAUUUUUCCAGGUUUUCAAGUGCGGAAAGGAGCACAGGGGCAGGUCACAACCUUGAGAUGAAGGCGGAGGCGCGGGUGGCCUUUCAGGUGACAAUGGCCGUGCUUUUCAUGGCUCUGCUCGUUACUGCCGUCACUUUUGCAGCGCAGGCUUUUCACCCUUGGUCCCCCCCCUGUUUUCGGUGUCCCUUCGACUGGAUCGGGUACAGAGGAAAAUGCUACUAUUUUUCGGAGAUUGAGGGGAACUGGACAUCCGGCCAGAACAACUGCUCAGCGCUUGGGGCUUCCUUGGCCAUGCUCGACGGCGUGGAGGAGUUGAGCUUUGUGGUGAGAUACAAAGGCACCUCAGAGCAUUGGAUCGGCCUUUCGCGGGGAGAUGGGGAGCAACCGUGGAAAUGGGUGAACAACUCGCGUUUCUCUCACCUCUUUCGCUUUCUUACAACCAACCCUGCCAAGAUAGAAAUAGUUCAGCAUCAAUAUUGGCAUAUCGAUACCCACGAGUUCUUCUCCUUUUUCCUGUUCGCCCCAUCUAAGGUAGGUUCUCUCAUUUCUCCCUCCAGGUUUCGGAUCGGCGGCGGUGGCCUCUGCGCCUACGUGACCGGCGACGGGCUCAGCUCCUCCCGCUGCAGCGCCCGGAGGAGCUGGGUUUGUAGUAAAGCCGAGUUGCAGAAUCCCAGGCAAAACAGGACAAAACGGGCUCAAAACCUUUGCGUCAGCUCUUAAGAGGCUGUGGGAAGCACUCCUCCAACCCAAAUACCCAGUUUCGUCCCCCAAAACCAAAAAAAACCAACGCAACCUCAACCCCCCCCACCACCCCAACCCCACAGAAAAAGCAACCUUAAAGGGGGGGAAAAAAAAAAGCCUAUUGCCAAAAAUUGCAGAAUAAGAACCAAAGUUACGAUGUGGUUGCGUUUCCCAACCCAACUUUGCCCUCCGAGCGACGAGGAAUUUGUGGUGAUUACCCGCAGCACCCCAGUAAUUAGUUAUUCAUGAUUAAACGCCAGAGAGAGAGGAAGAGGCGCAGCCGAAGCGACGAGGCCGGGGAGGACGUCUUGGGGGGUGAAGCUUAGCGAGGUGCCUGGGGCCUUGCACGGUGCGACCCGAAAAAGGGGCAAAUGCCAUUGGAUUUUUUGCUUUUCCCACUUCUGGCGGAGUUAAAGGAGCAACG
Chroicocephalus ridibundus (black-headed gull) is the source of this 3277-nucleotide messenger RNA. RefSeq lists its product as uncharacterized. The coding region runs from base 1003 to 2832 and encodes 609 amino acids. The record is from RefSeq and is a predicted model, not a curated record. The transcript has 16 exons. Lineage: Eukaryota; Metazoa; Chordata; Aves; Charadriiformes; Laridae.